UCCAGUUAUCCAGAGAUAAAGACCUCCGCGUUGAUGCGAAACCUGUACUGUGCACUGACAAGCAAGUAAUUCAAAGCAAAGCCAAGACAUUGUCGCCCCUAUAUUUUUCCCUCCCCGUCUGCCAUUCCCCGUCUACCCUAGCGUGUUUGCCACUGAUGGAGCCUCAAAAGAACGAUGAUAGGGGUGAGGUCCUCUAUACCUCUAAAAUUACGGCAGUCAUUAAGACGGGCUACAAGGUCGCGGGGCUCACCUUUGGGAAAGCGAGAACAGAGGUAAAUCUCGAUGGAAAGGACGUCUUCGAGGAAUUCUGGGGGAAGACAGGGUCGAGAAACACAGCCUUCGACCAGAGGCCCGCAGCCUCCGAAGCAAUGCGCGAUGCGCUGUGUAAAGUUCGAUCAGAAACAAGAAAUCAUCGAGCUCUCAUGAGUGACAAGACGCAAAGUCGAGUCAAAAUUGUCCUGAAGUAUGGUGUGGCAAUCUCAGAGAUCAAUCCUUUUGCAAAAGCCGCAUUUAGUAUAGCGAGGGUUACAUUUGAGCUCUUAGAGAAACAGCAGAAAUAUGACGAGAUAUUAUCGGACCUCGGCGAUCGACUCCGUCGUGUUCUUCCUUUUGCAGAGCAAAUUCUGCAGGAUGGAGUUCACGAUGACACUAUCGCGUUGCAAAAGGUCAUUGAUGAGAUGUAUCUCUUGACUAUUGAUGUCGCGGAAUUCGCUUGGAGAACUUUGAAAGGGAUGACAUCCCAUGAGGACAUGGUGAAGAUUAGCGACCUACGUGAGAGACUUGGCAAGCUUGUCGAAGAUUUCAGCCGAGCUAUGGACGUUGAAAUACUGAAAACAGUAAGACUAGGUGAAGAGCACGACCUCCUCAAUAGAUUAGAGCCUGUCAAGACGACACACAGCUUGGAUCGGUGUUGUAUGCCCGGAACUCGCCAGGCACUUCUUACAGACAUAAUAGAAUGGGCCUUGGAAAGUCCUAAAAACGAUUCCAAAGCGCGGGGUGAAGCAGUAUACUGGCUAUAUGGCAUCCCUGGCAUCGGAAAAACGUCUAUGGCGAAUUCAAUAUGUUCCAAACUUCACGCAAAAAAGCGAUUAGGGGGUGUUUUCUUCUGUAGGAGGGAUGACCUAUACCUUAGCGACCCAAAAUGUAUCCUACCAACGCUCAUGUUCAAACUGGCUGGGAUGUGGGGACCAUACAGGAAACUCCUUGCGGAGGAACUACGCACAGAUCCUCAUUUAAAUCGCGACUCGGCCGGAUAUGGCCUCUUCUCCAAGCUUCUUGGACGUCUAAUGGACCAUCCAACAGACCCCCUCGUAUUCGUCAUUGACGCACUAGAUGAGUGCGGCAACAGCCAGACCCGCAAAGCGAUACUCACCAGCUUAUUCGACGCAUGUUCACGAGCCAAAUGGUUGAAAAUUAUCAUCACAAGUCGACAAGAAAAAGAUAUUGAGGUAUCUUUUCAGCGGCUCGAUCAAAUUGGUCCCUAUAUAGCCCAAGACCUUGCCGCGGACAACGAAGCAUCUGAUGGCAUCCGCAAAUUUGUGACCAAAAAGCUCAAGAAUGUUGCAGACCGUCAUUAUUUGGGAACAGAUUGGCCUGGCCCCGAAAUGGUAGAGAAAAUUGUCGCACGAUCUGGUGGCUUAUUCAUCUUUGUUGAUACAUUGUGGAGACUACUAAAAGAUGACUUCCAUCCAGAUCGUUGUCUGGCUCAUGCUCUGACAGAGUCCUAUGGCAACGUUCUGGCCGGCCUUUAUCGUCUAUAUUCAACCACGAUUGCAUCUCGAAUUGGUCAAAAUCAAGGGGAAUUCCGCUUAAUAAUGGGAACGAUCAUUGCUGUGGGGUAUCAUCGACCUUUGUGUGACAAGAGUGUGGCGGACUUGAUCGGCGUUGAUAUACGUAUGGUCAAGAUGCUAGUAGACAAACUAAACGUCCUACUGUACCGGGAUACAGAGGCAGAUGGAGGGAUCCGUGUACGGCAUCUAUCUGUUAUAGAAUUCCUUACAGGAUCAGAUUGUCCACUGGAAAUGGGUAUAGAUGUCAAGAAAAUCCAUCGGUUGGUCGGUCUAUCCUGUCUCAAUAUCAUGAAUCGACAACUUCGGUUCAAUAUAUGCGACCUGGAAUCGUCAUAUAUAUCAAAUAAAUAUAUAACGGACCUAAAAGAUCGAAUUGACAAGAACCUCUCGGACGUUCUCCAAUAUAGCUGUGUUUAUUGGUCCAAUCAUAUUUGUUACUCUCCCGAUACUAUGGAGGUGCAAACGUAUGAAGCUCUCGAAAUUUUCUUCAAUAAUCCAAAUAUCCUCUACUGGACGGAGGCUCUAAGUCUGAUGGGAAAGAUCCCUGUCGGCGAAUUAGCAUUGCAGAGGGUUUUAUCUUGGACUCAGUCCCCUGACAGAUCACUGGUAGAAAUUCUCAACGAUGCAUUGCGGUUUCUGGUCACCUUCCGUACUCCUAUCAUGAUGAGUGCGCCGCACAUUUACCUUUCAGGACUUCCUUUUAUGCCAAGUGGUUCACGACUAUGGAACAACAUGGCUCCGAAAUUUAAAGGGCUUAUAGUUGUUCAGCUUGGCCGGAUGAAGUCAUGGCCAGGUCGCCCUGAGAAAUGGAUUGGCCACACUAAAUGGGUAAUCUGCGUCGCAUGCUCCCCAGAUAGCCGACGGAUUGUCUCCGGUUCUCUGGAUAAUACAAUGAGAAUCUGGGAUAUAGAGACAGGAGUGGCUGUUGGUGAGCCCUUGAGGGGUCAUGCGGACCAUAUAAGAAGCGUCGCUUAUUCACCAAGUGGUCGAUGUAUCGUGUCCGGCUCCUUCGACCAUUCGAUUCGUAUAUGGGAUGCAGAAACAGGAAAUUCAAAUUUUAGUCCCUUAGAAGGGCAUACUGGUACAGUCAACAGUGUAGCAUACUCUCCGGAUGGUCACCACAUUGUCUCCGGCUCUUACGAUAACACUAUUCGGAUCUGGGACGCGGAUAUGGGGAGCUUAAUCGGCGAACCACUGAUAGGUCAUACUGGAUGGGUCAACAGAGUGGCAUACUCUCCAAAUGGUCGGUAUAUCAUCUCUGGCUCCUUUGACAAAACAAUUCGUAUUUGGGACACGAUGGCGAGCAAUGCCGUUAUUCAUAUAUUAGAGGGACAUACCGACUGGGUGAAGAGCGUAUCAUAUUCAAAUGACGGUCGAUACAUCCUUUCAGGCUCCUGGGACAACACGGUACGAGUUUGGGAUGCGGAAAAAGGAGUUGAAAUUGGUGAUCCACUGAGGGGACAUACUGGAACUAUCACAACCGCCAUAUAUUCUCCAGAUGACCUUCAUAUUGCUUCUGGAUCUUCAGAUAACACGAUUAGGAUCUGGGACUCGAAGAAAAGAGCCCUGAUUUGUGACCCGUUAGCAAAGCACACCGACUGGGUUAAUGGUCUCGUAUACUCGCCAAACGGCCGAUAUCUCUUCUCAGCAUCUGAUGAUAACUCGGUUAGAAUCUGGGAUGCAAAGACUGGGGAUGCUAUCGGAGAGCCAACAAACGGACACGUUGGCUUGGUUAGCAGUGUGGCAUACUCACCAGAUGGUCGCUACAUAGCUUCUGCCUCCUUUGAUACUACAAUAAGGAUCUGGGACUCCAAAACAGGAGAGUCUAUCGGAAAACCUCUCUGUGGACAUACAGAAAUGGUCACAAGCAUGUCAUACUCUCCGGAUGGUCGGUAUAUCAUAUCUGGCUCCUCGGACAGCACUCUUCGACUAUGGGAUGUGGAAAGAAGAACCUCAAUCGGUGAACCAUGGAAAGGGCAUGAGGGAUCCGUGUUCAGUGUUGUAUACUCCCCAAAUGGUCGCCAUAUAGCCUCCGGAUCCGACGACAGUACGGUUCGAAUAUGGGAUACAGAACGAGACAUCCCGUUUGAAAAACUUAUGAAAGGGCAUAAAGAAUUUGUAUAUGUUGUCACAUAUUCACCAGAUGGUCGGUAUGUAGCCUCAGGCUCGCGUGACAGGUCAAUACGCAUAUGGGAUACAGUCACAGGGACAUUGGUUGGGGAUCCAUUAAGAGGACACACUAGUCUAGUUACAAGUCUAGCAUACUCUCCAAAUGGCUGUUAUAUUGCCUCCGGCUCGCUGGACAAGACAAUUCGCAUAUGGGACACGACAACAGGCUCUGUUGUUGGCGAAGCGCUAGUAGGGCAUACUGGUCCAAUCGAACACAUUGCGUAUUCCCCAAAUGGACAGCAAAUCGUGUCUGGUUCAUGGGAUAAGACAAUUCGAAUAUGGGACGUAGAAGGGCGAAAGGUUCUCUGUGAGCCAUUGAAGGGACAUGAGAAUCUGAUCUCAUGUGUUACAUAUUCACCAAAUGGCCAAUAUAUUCUUUCUGGUUCCUAUGACCAGACUAUCCGAGUCUGGGUGGCACCUGGACAAGUUAAUGAAUUUUCAGCAGGGAAAGGCUUAGGCCCAUCACACGACGCCAUACCUUUAUCUUUUCCUCUACGGGACAUAUUACCUCUACAGGACUUUACCUCAGCAGCCUUAAAUGAUCGGAUUCGGCAAGAUGACGAUUACACUCUACUAUUCGAUUCUAAUGGAUGGAUUCGUCACCCAGAUGGUCACCUUCUAUUUUGGGUUCCGGAGGGCUUUCGGCAUAGGCUAAUGUGUCCAGCUGUCCUCACAAUUCCGAUAAGUGGCCACCACAGGGCCGUGCGGGUUGAGCUUAGUGAAUAUUGCAAUGGAAACACAUGGAAUAAGAUUCAGGAGGCGAAUGG
Acaulospora colombiana is the source of this 4726-nucleotide messenger RNA. Lineage: Eukaryota; Fungi; Glomeromycota; Glomeromycetes; Diversisporales; Acaulosporaceae. The record is from the annotation of a GenBank genome assembly.